UUCGGUUAGCUUGGCUGUGGUUGGUUGGCUUUAGUUGAAUUGUUUAAAUUUUUGUUCGUUUUUUUUUUUUUUGUAAAUAUUUUUUCAAAAACUAAAUAAAUAAAAGAAAUUUAAAAAAUGAAUAAAGAAAAAGUGUUAAACAUAUAUUCUCCAGAAGUUGUUGCAAGUUAAAGAGUGUUAAGUUUGAGAAGAACAGAUUUGUUUUAUUUUUUAAAAACAGAUUUGAGCAACAACAUCACGAAACAUAACUCAACUAACCAGAACUCUUAACAGCAGCAAGAAAGUCUAAAACCUUAAAGGAUUCCAUAUUCCCAUUUCAAUAUCCCUUUUGUACCACAAAAACAACUAACAACAAUUAAAACUUUCUUUAAACGUUAACAAAAAACGCCACGCCACUCUAUGUAGGCAAUAAAUGGCCACUUUAGCUACUGAAAUGCCGCCGUUACAUACGGCGGAAGCCCUGGCCGGGGUGUCAACGCCGGCCUCCUCUCAAACUGCCACAGCAACAGCAGGAGUAGGAGCAACGGGGCCUUCAACAGCUGCCUCCAAUACAGGCAUAGAUUCUACUCAAACUUCCUCAACAGAAGGGGAGAAUUCUCAUAAUAUAGUGUCCUCCAAUACAACGCAAACGAAUAGCAAUAAUACCAUUUCAGCGGCGGCUGAUUCUUCAGAUAAUCAACCGGGCACACCGCAACCUCAUUUAAAUUCUUCAGCCGAGCAACAACAACAAUCUAGCAGUGCUCAUCAUCCUUAUGCUAAUCAUCAUAUGUAUGCUAAUAAUCCACAUCCUGCAACUUCCAGUGCCCCCAAUAGCCAUCUGAAUCAAAUGUAUAAUCAUCAUAUUUAUGCACAAUCCAAUAUGGACUUACAGCAACAACAACAGCAGCAUCAACAGCAGCAACAACAACAACAGCAAUUGCAGCAACCUUUGACUCCUACUCAUCAAAGCGGCUAUCCCUCCUAUCUUAAUUCCUAUGAGCAGUUCUAUCAGCAGCAGCAACAACAACAACAGCAGCAACAAUCUACCCAAAAUCCCUCACAAUCCUCUAGCCAAACUUCUAAUCCUCAGCAAAUGGAUUACAUAAAUUCCAACUCUAACUCCAUGUAUUCAGCUUCGGAAUAUAAACAACAAUCGGGUGUACGUUAUCAUCCCUAUUUGCAUACCCCCACCUCGGGCAUACCCUCGGUUAAUUCCCAAAAUUCCAAUUCAAAUAAUGCGCUGGACGCUAAUGUACAAACAGCGCCGGUAGUUUCCAGUGCUUCUUCUUCGGUCAUGAGUCCGCGUGUGGUUAGCUCUACUAGUCCUUCCUCUUCCAGCCAACAAAUGCAUAUAAGUGGUAGUGCCAGUAGUAUAGGCAGCUUGAGUGCUGGUAAUCCCAGUUCACCCAAUUCGGCCGGUGGUACUCCUCAGUGCAAAAAAUGCGGCAUAAUGUGUACCAAUGAAACGGAACUACAGGAACAUAUAGCUAAUGUUCAUGGUGCUUCUCCUUACGGUAGCAGUGGUUAUGCCAGUUCUCCCUAUAUCAAAGAGGAAAUGCAACAGCAGACGCCUCCCUCACAAACCCAGCAACAACAACCACCAGCCGCCGGGCAACAACCCGCCUCUACACAGGGUGGAAAUCCCGGGGAAAUUUUAGAUUUGGAUUCUCAGAAAAUGUUAUAUCCUCCUGUGCCGGGUUCCAUACCCCACAUGAUGCAGCAUCAACCUUUGGCCAAUACCGAUCCUUUACAUGGUUUACACAGCAUGCAGCAAAGAGCCGGUCUAAACUCUUGGGAUCAACAGUCUCAGGAGGGUUUGCCACCCUACUUGCAGCAGCAACAACCUCCUCAAACCAACACAGAAUCCAAAAAUCUUCCUCAACACUCACCCUACUAUCAGCAAUCUCCCAAACAGUCGCCCUAUCAUGUUUCCAAUAGUUCGAAUACCAUGAAAACGGAAUAUCAUCCUUUAAUUAAAAAUGAAUAUUCUUCAGAUUCUCAACAAUAUCUAUCGGAUAAAUCAUUUGAUCCUACACAACCUCAGCAACAGCAGCAACAACAAAUGAUGCCACCGGCGGUAUCCUCCAGUCCGGCAGAGUUUCCCUCUACCACCACAGGAGGACCUCAGGAUAAUAGCCAGCAAAUGGUCAACAAUUCACAACAGUUUAGGGCUGGCAACUUUGAGCCUCCCUCUUCAAGUUCGACCACCAUAAGUACAGGUCCGUUAAGUGGCAAGGCCGCCAACUGGAAGUCCAAUGAGGCCAGAAGACCUAAAACCUAUAAUUGCACCGCCUGCAAUAAAUGGUUUACCAGUUCGGGUCAUUUGAAAAGGCAUUACAACACUACUUUGCAUAAAAAUGCCGUCAAAUCUAGUGGACAACCCGAUCCAGCUACAUUACCCAUAUCGGCUCAUCAUCAUCCAGCCAGAGAUCCCUCGGGUAAAAGCAGCCGUAGAGCCGCCGCAGCAGCAGCUGCUGCCCAAGCCGCCAAUAGUCAACAACAGCAGCAGCCGCCAAAUCCAGUGCAACCGCCGGAACCGCCUAAUAGUCCGCAGGAUUAUGGCGGGUCCCAGGUGGCAGCUGGUGGCUUAACGCCUUUGUCUCACUAUGCUGCCACUCCCUCGCCCAAUAGCAUGUAUGGGCAGCAGCAGCAAUAUCAACAUAAUCAGUACAUGCCCCAGGUACAAUCCACGACAAACGCUUCACCACAGCAUGCUUCACCGAUGGCCAGCGGUCAUCAUUUACAACAGCAACAACACAUGAAUCAACAACAACAACAAACCGUAAUGAACGGUCACCCAAACGCGUUAGCAGGCCCCUCCGUCCCAACCACUCAACAAACGCCAAUGCCGUCCUCCCAAAUGAGGGGCCUGCUGAACAACACAUCAUCCACCACAACAACAAUGCAUAUAAUAAAGAACGAACACUUGGAGGCGGCAACCUUGGAGGAGGAACAACAGCAGCAGCAACAGGAGCAGUUGCAGGAGGAGGAGGAUCCGGAGGAAGCGGAACGCUACAUAACGGACCCGGAAGAGGAGGUGGAAGAGUUGGGCUACCUCACGAGAGUUCCGGUGAAGGAGGAAGUAUUAACGGAGACGGAACAGCAGCAGCACAACAACAUGUACUCGCCAAAGGCCGACAUGGAGGAAUUGGCGGAGGAGCAGCCAUUGGCAGCGCCAGUUCACAGGGAAGUGGAUCCCAAUGUGGCACCCCACCACAAUCAAUUAGCUCCCUAUCAUCUGGAGCAGCAACAGCAGCAGCCACAGCAGGCGGACAUGGACAUGGAGCGUCUCUAUCACAACACCACGCCCAGCAGCACUCACAGCAGCAGCAACAACAUGCCAGUCCACUCGCCCCUUAUUAUCUCCCACCAACAAUACCAGGAGCAACUGCAGCAGCUGCCACCACACCAAAUGGUGGCUCAGGACACUUAUACCCUCACGCAAACCCCUCCGCCGCCGCUGCAGCAGCAGCAGCUGCCGCCUCAUCACAGUAUAAUGGAUCAACAGCCUUACAUCAACAUGCCUUUGGCUAUCAACACGCAGCAGCCGCCCAACAGUAUGCUGCUGCAGCAGCAGCCGGAUACUACCAUCCCCAUGCCCAACACCAUCCCCACCACGCCCACCACUAUGGUCAAUAUGCUGGCGCCCAGCCACCACCACAUGCCGCUGCCGCCGCAGCAGCAUACGGAGCUGCAGCCGCUAGUCAAUAUGCAGCAGCAGCCGCUGGACACCAACAAUACCAAUACCCAGCACAUGCUGCCGUCGCACAUCACCACCAGCAACAUCACCAACAUGGCAUCGUACCACCAACUGCAGCAGCCGGGCUCGGUACUGCCACCGCUGGACCACACGCUGACCUAUCCUCACACUAUUAUUGGUAAUAGUUUAAGCAAUGCGGAUGUCUUGACACUCGAUGCCUAUGGCAAUUUGGUGACGGCUAAUGGUCAACAGGUUAUACAAACUAGUGAUGGUCAAUUGUUGCAAUUGAUUUCAUCGGGCCCAUCGGGAGCCACAACUUUGUAUUCUACACAGUCGUACAAUCCCUAUAUGGCACAGAGAUCACCUCAGGAAGGUGAUUUACCACCCAUGACACAACAUUAUCAACAGGAGCCAACAACCACUACCUUAACUGUCUUGCCACCCUCUAUGAGUUAUUCACCCUCGAAUGGUAACUCCAAUUGCUCGGAACAGGAAUAUAAACCCUCACUAACGGAGGAUUAUAUCAACAAUAACUUCCAGGAGGAACAGCAGCAGCCACAACAACAACCGUUAGAGAAUAGAGCCAGUCCAAAGGAAACAACUACCUCAAGCACUACCACCACCACCACCACUACUACUACUACCUCCAAUAAACGCAAACGUAAUCCCAGCACUUCCAGUUCUAUAGGAGCCAAUAGCACCAUGCUACCCAGUGGCCGUAUCAAGUGUCUGCCCUGCGAUAAGGAAUUCACCAAAAUCUGCUAUCUCACCCAGCACAAUAAAAGUUUUCAUUCCGGUGAGUAUCCUUUCCGUUGUCAAAAAUGCGGCAAACGCUAUCAAUCCGAAGAUGUUUAUAUCACCCAUUUGGGCAAGCAUAAAACCACCGAUAAGGCUCACAAAUGUGACAUUUGUCCCAAACAAUUUCAUCAUAAAACCGAUCUACGGCGUCAUAUAGAAGCCAUACAUACGGGUAAUAAACAGCAUUCUUGUGAUAUUUGCGAAAAGAGUUUCUGUCGCAAAGAUCAUUUGCGCAAACAUUUGGAAACACACAAUCGUCCCCGUUUGGUGGCCAAAAAGACCAAUAGUAGAGCUAAUAACAGUAUAACCGCUGCCUUUGCUAAGGUUAAUAAAAAAUCCAAAGAUCCAAACACCACCCAAAUACCUCUUAGUAGUCCUAGUCCUUUAGCGAAUGCAGGGAAUCAAACUAUUAAUUCAUUGCCCUCGAUGGCAGCCCAAAUUAAUGAGACAAAUUCCUUAAGUUCUGCCACCACUUCUACUCCCUCCCCCUUGACUCAUCACAUCGAUGAUGUGGCUGUCGAUGAUGAGGAUUUAUUAGAUGAUGAAUUAGAUGAGUAUGAUAAUCAGGAAUUGGAGGAUAAUGAAGAGUACUUAACUAUGGCCGAGUAUGAACAGCAGAUCCAACAAAUGCAAAGUGUUCAAGGGCAAUAUUUAAUGGGAAAUAAACAGGUUUAUCAAAUGGUUGAACAGGAGUUACCCAUGUAUUAGAGAGAGAUUUUUAGAAAAAGAAGAGAGGGAUUUUGAAAGAGCUUUAGAGGGUAGAGAGCAGAGAAAGUUUUGUUUAAAAGAGAAAGAGAUUUGUUUGAGUUUGUUGAGAAGAAAGAGAAAAUGUUGUUAAACUGACAAUUUUUUUCUAAACAAAAAUGUUUGGGACUGCGAAAGUGGCCCAAUUAGGGGCCGUUAUUUGAAAAGGAAACGUUUUAAAGGAAACUGAUUUUUGGUUUAAAUUGAGAAAAGCUGUGAAAACUUUCUCUUUAAAAAAGAGAUUUAGAAGAACGAAAAGACCCUACUUCUAAGCAGAAAAUAGAGCUUUUCUUGACUUAAGAGAAAAACGAAAGAAAAGAGUGGAAAAGCUGCUCAUUCGUGAAAGUUUUUGCAAAGAGAUGCGAAAGAGCUAAAGUUUAAACUUCUAAGCAAAACGAGAGCUUCUCUUUAUAGGAAAACUAUAGGAACAGAGGAAGAGACACUGCUCAUUUUUAAUGAUAAACUUUUAAGGAAAACUUUUACAUUCGAAAAGCUCUCUUUGUUAAGAAAGAGUUACAAAAAUGAAGAUUCAUCAGGAUUAAGAGAAUUGACAGAGUUCUUUGUUAAGUGUUAUAAAAUGAGAGAAAUUAGCAGAUUUCUCUAAACAGCUUUAGAAUCUUUAUUUUAACUCCCAGAAAGCUUUAGAAGAUCCAGCAUCAAAAAAGAGAGCUUUUGUAGAUUUCUUUAAACAAAAUUAGAACGUGUGGCAUUAAGUGUAUUCUUUAUCGGUUUUACAUGGUUUAAAGAGAAUAAAAAGCUUUAGGAGAUCAGAAAAUAAAGCUUAAAGAAAGCUUUUACUCAUUUAAUUAGAAAACAAAGAAGAAAGAAGAGAAAUUUGUUGUUAAACAUAAAGUCUAAAAGCUAAAAGUUACAAAAUCUUGCAAAUGUUUGAGAUAGCUUAAAAGAGAUUGUAAACCACGCAGAGAACAAACGCUUAAGCAUACAGAGAGUAUUGAGAGAUGUUUAAUUCUUCUAUUUAAAACUGCUUUAUUGUAUAAAAAAAAUAAACUUGAAAAUUUGACAAGUUUUAAAUAGAAAAAUUAAACAUUUUUAAACGAAAAAGUUUGGAAAGAAGAAAACAAAUUUUUUUAAAAUUGAAAGAAAUU
Messenger RNA from Lucilia sericata (common green bottle fly), 6327 nucleotides. Its product is annotated as myb-like protein Q. Gene Ontology annotation, cellular component: nucleus. The transcript has 2 exons. Gene Ontology annotation, biological process: central nervous system development; regulation of transcription by RNA polymerase II. The record is from RefSeq and is a predicted model, not a curated record. Gene Ontology annotation, molecular function: DNA-binding transcription factor activity, RNA polymerase II-specific; RNA polymerase II cis-regulatory region sequence-specific DNA binding. NCBI's taxonomy places the organism in Eukaryota, Metazoa, Arthropoda, Insecta, Diptera, Calliphoridae. Bases 413 to 5185 code for a protein of 1590 amino acids.